Molecule: messenger RNA, 666 nt
Organism: Penicillium coprophilum
Lineage: Eukaryota; Fungi; Ascomycota; Eurotiomycetes; Eurotiales; Aspergillaceae
Exons: 2
Coding region: 1-666 (221 amino acids)
Biological process (GO): DNA repair
Molecular function (GO): catalytic activity
Source: RefSeq, a predicted model, not a curated record
AUGCCACCACAUACGUCGAAAGAAGUAGCCCUCAAAAUUGACAAAGUCCUGAAUGAGUUCGGCAGAUCACCUCUACAUGGCACAACCUUUGCCGACUCGCCAAACUCCUGCCCUGAGAUGGUACUGGCGAUGCUUAUGGAUGCCCUGAUCAAAGCAAGGCCAAUCUCUCACGAGUUGACGCAGAAAACAAUAAAAGAAUUAAUCAAAGCCAGGUACUAUGACAUCGACGUACUUUCCAAUAGUACGUGGGAAGAUCGAACGAUGGUUUUACAAGCUGGGGGUUACAAUCGGUAUCGGGAGCAGUGCGCUACCAAUCUCGGUGAGCUCGCGGAUCUUGUUGUCGAGAAAUAUGAGGGCGAUUUGAACAAUCUCCUCCUGGACGCAGGCUGCGAAAUCAACAAAGUUGGACGAUUACUGAAGGAGGUCAAAGGGAUUGGUGACUUGGCAGUGGAGAUAUUUUUCAACAGUGUUCAAAGCGUGUGGCCAAGCAUUGCUCCUUCUGUCGAUUCACGGAGCUUGAAGACUGCAGCUGAGAUUGGGAUUGGCACUGACUUGGAUGAGAUAUACAAUGCACUGGAUCGGGACCCUAUGCGAAUGAGUUGGUUCGCUAAUGGCCUCUCUGAGGUCCGGCUGGAGAAAAAACAGGAAGUAAUUCAGGAACUUUGA